Galeopterus variegatus (Sunda flying lemur) is the source of this 2545-nucleotide messenger RNA. Its product is annotated as zinc finger X-chromosomal protein-like. The record is from RefSeq and is a predicted model, not a curated record. The transcript is spliced from 7 exons. Gene Ontology annotation, cellular component: nucleus. Gene Ontology annotation, biological process: regulation of DNA-templated transcription. Lineage: Eukaryota; Metazoa; Chordata; Mammalia; Dermoptera; Cynocephalidae. The coding region runs from base 7 to 2406 and encodes 799 amino acids. Gene Ontology annotation, molecular function: RNA polymerase II cis-regulatory region sequence-specific DNA binding; DNA-binding transcription factor activity, RNA polymerase II-specific; metal ion binding.
AAGACCAUGGAUGAAGAUGAAUUUGAAUUGCAGCAACAGGAGCCAAACUCAUUUUUUGAUGGAAUAGGAGCUGAUGAUACACACAUGGAUGGUGAUCAAAUUGUUGUGGCAGUACAAGAAGCUGUUUUUGUUUCUAAUAUUGUGCAUUCAGACAUUACUACACAUAACUUUGUUCCUGAUGACCCAGGCUCAGUUGUAAUACAAGAUGUUAUUGAAGAUGUUGUUAUAGAGGAUGUUCAGUGCUCAGAUGUCUUAGAAGAAGCAGAUAUAAUUGAAAAUGUCAUCAUUCCUGAGCCAAUGCUGGACUCAGUUGUAACUGAAGAAGUUUCUUUAGUACAUCGCACAGUCUCAGAUGAUGUUUUAGCUGCUGACAUUACUUCAGCUUCAGUGUCUAUGCCAGAACAUAUCUUGACAAGUGACUCUGUGCAUAUAUCUGAUGUUGGACAAGUUGAACAUGUGGUUCAUGAUAGUGUAGUAGAAGCAGAAAUCAUCACUGAUCCUCUGACUACUGAUGUAGUUUCAGAAGAAGUACUGGUAGCAGAUUGUGCCUCUGAAGCAGUCAUAGAUGCCAAUGGGAUCCAUGUGGACCAGCAAGACAAUGACAGAGGCAACUGUGAAGACUACCUUAUGAUUUCAUUAGAUGAUGCUGGCAAAAUAGAACACGAUGGUUCCUCUGGAGUGACAGAGGAUGCACAGUUGGAAAUUGAUCCCUGUAAAGUGGACAGCACUGGCCCUGAAGUCAUCAAGGUGUACAUUUUUAAAGCUGACCAUGGAGAGGAAGACUUAGGUGGAACUGUAGACAUUGUGGAGAGUGAGCCUGAGAAUGAUCAUGAAGUUGGACUACAUGAUCAGAACAGCAGUAUUCGUGUUCCCAGGGAAAAGAUGGUUUAUAUGACUGUCAAUGACUCUCAGCAAGAAGAUGAAGAUUUGAAUGUUGCUGAAAUCACUGAUGAAGUUUACAUGGAAGUAAUCGUAGGAGAGGAAGAUGCUGUUGCAGCAGCAGCAACUGCUGCUGUGCAUGAACAACAAAUGGAUGACAGUGAAAUGAAAACCUUCAUGCCAAUAGCAUGGGCAGCAGCUUAUGGUAAUAAUUCUGAUGGAAUUGAAAACCGGAAUGGCACUGCAAGUGCCCUCUUGCACAUAGAUGAGUCUGCUGGCCUCGGCAGACUGGCUAAACAAAAACCAAAGAAAAGGAGAAGAACUGAUUCCAGGCAGUACCAAACAGCAAUAAUUAUUGGCCCUGAUGGACAUCCUUUGACUGUUUACCCUUGCAUGAUUUGUGGGAAGAAGUUUAAGUCGAGAGGUUUUUUGAAAAGGCACAUGAAAAACCAUCCUGAACACCUUAGCAAGAAGUACCGCUGUACUGACUGUGAUUAUACUACCAACAAGAAGAUAAGCUUACACAACCACCUGGAGAGCCACAAGCUGACCAGCAAGGCAGAGAAGGCCAUCGAAUGUGAUGAGCGUGGGAAGCAUUUCUCUCACACUGGGGCUUUGUUUACUCACAAAAUGGUGCAUAAGGAAAAAGGAGUCAACAAAAUGCACAAGUGUAAAUUCUGUGAAUACCAGACAGCUGAACAAGGGUUACUGAAUCGCCACCUUUUGGCAGUCCACAGCAAAAACUUUCCUCAUAUUUGUGUGGAGUGCGGUAAAGGUUUUCGUCACCCAUCAGAGCUCAAAAAGCAUAUGCGAAUCCAUACUGGGGAGAAGCCGUACCAAUGCCAGUACUGCGAAUAUAGGUCUGCAGACUCUUCUAACUUAAAAACACAUGUAAAAACUAAGCAUAGUAAGGAUAUGCCAUUCAAGUGUGACCUUUGUCUUCUAACUUUCUCAGAUACCAAAGAAAUGCAGCAACAUGCUCUUAUCCACCAAGAAAGCAAAACACACCAGUGUUUGCAUUGUGAACACAAGAGUUCAAACUCAAGUGAUUUGAAGCGACACAUAAUUUCAGUUCACACAAAGGACUACCCCCAUAAGUGUGACAUGUGUGAUAAAGGCUUUCACAGACCUUCAGAACUCAAGAAACAUGUGGCUGCCCACAAGGGUAAAAAAAUGCACCAGUGCAGACAUUGUGACUUUAAGAUUGCAGAUCCAUUUGUUCUGAGUCGCCAUAUUCUCUCAGUUCACACGAAGGAUCUUCCAUUUAGGUGUAAAAGAUGUGGAAGGGGAUUUAGACAACAGAAUGAGCUUAAGAAGCAUAUGAAGACACACAGUGGCAGGAAAGUGUAUCAAUGUGAGUACUGUGAGUAUAGCACUACAGAUGCCUCAGGGUUCAAAAGGCACGUUAUUUCCAUUCAUACGAAAGACUAUCCUCACCGGUGUGACUACUGCAAGAAAGGGUUCCGAAGACCUUCAGAAAAGAACCAGCACAUAAUGCGACAUCAUAAAGAAGUUAGCUUGCCCUAGCAAUAUGUCUACAGACUUUUCUAAAAAUUUUGGCCUUGAAGCAAGGAAAUUCAUUUUACAGCAAAUCUGUCUUGUUCACAUACAGUAUUGUACAUUGAAUUAUGCUGUAUACAAAUAGGAUUAUACUUCUAGUUGAUUU